This is a messenger RNA of Microthlaspi erraticum, 561 nucleotides long. Lineage: Eukaryota; Viridiplantae; Streptophyta; Magnoliopsida; Brassicales; Brassicaceae. The record is from the annotation of a GenBank genome assembly.
AUGGACGACUCUCCUGAUCUUUCCUCUUCAGUGAAACGAGACAUUACUCAAGUCCAAUCUCUCUGCUCCAACAUGGACUCUCUCUGGCGCUCCAUCCCCGUUAAACCGCAACGCGAUCUAUGGAGAAGAAAGAGUGAACAAGUAGGAGAAGAGGCAGAGUAUCUGAACCAGAGUUUGGAGAAAAUCACGUCGAGGAAUCGGAGAAAGAUGUUGGAAGCGAAAGAGAAGGCGGAUUUGUUAGGGAGGAGGAGCGGAGAAGGAGCGCAUAUUCUGCAGAUAUUUGAUGAGGAGGCUCAAGCGAUGAACUCUGUGAAGAACUCAAAGAGAAUGCUCGAAGAUUCGUAUUCAAGCGGAGUUGCUAUACUCUCCAAAUACGCUGAGCAAAAGGAUCGUUUGAAGAGAGCACAGCGUAAAGCUUUGGAUGUUUUGAACACGGUAGGGCUCUCGAAAUCGGUACUGAGGCUCAUUGAGAGGCGAAACCGUGUCGACACGUGGAUCAAAUACGUCGGUAUGAUUGCAACGCUUGUCAUUUUGUAUCUCUUCAUUAGAUGGACACGCUAG